This is a messenger RNA of Colletotrichum destructivum, 1956 nucleotides long. RefSeq names its product Putative serine/Threonine protein phosphatase PP2A. Gene Ontology annotation, biological process: mitotic cell cycle. The transcript is spliced from 6 exons. Gene Ontology annotation, molecular function: protein serine/threonine phosphatase activity. Lineage: Eukaryota; Fungi; Ascomycota; Sordariomycetes; Glomerellales; Glomerellaceae. Bases 600 to 1586 code for a protein of 328 amino acids. Gene Ontology annotation, cellular component: cytosol. The record is from RefSeq and is a predicted model, not a curated record.
GCUUGAACUGACCUAGACGCCGCGGACGCCCCCCUCAUCCACUCAGGUGUCCCUCCUCGCUCCUGCCCUGGUCUUGUCUGGCGACUGCAACCAGCUGAGCUGAGCAAAGCAGAGCAGAGAAAGCACCACGCACACACGUACCACGCCCGCCGCACCUGCACCUGCACGAGAGUACCUACCACCUUCCACAUCGCAAAAAUCCCCAUCGCCCUGACAUCGACGCUCUUCUCAACCAUCCAUCCACCAGCAUCACAGAACAUAAUCCCGCUCCACCCCACACGCUUGCGCGAACGCUUCCCACGUUGUGUUUCUCCCCCUGCCGCCGAAUACUCGAUCGCAAUCCUCCCUUCCGUCUGGCCCCUGACGAAGCUCUGACCGCCUUUGACGAUUCGCCGCCAGCCCCACGCUAGGAUUGAGGUGCUGUGCUAAUCUGAAUACCGCGACCGGCUGCUGAAAACAACGUCAUCCUCACCAACCUCGACGACGACCACUACCACGCCGACGCUGUCUCUCUCUCUUAGCACUUUACCCCGCCGUCAUUUGCGAUCGGGUACUCAAUCUCCAAACCAACAUUUUCAAUUCCUUAGACGACUUUCAGCAUGGAUACGAACAUGGAGGAUGUUGGCCGCGUCCCCGCCGAUCUGCCCUCCGCCCAGAACCUUGAGCCCACCACGAUCCCGACCCUAGACGGCUGGAUCGAGAGCCUCAUGAGCUGCAAGCAGCUUGUCGAGGCUGACGUUCAGAGACUUUGCGAGAAGGCGCGGGAAGUCUUGCAGGACGAGUCCAACGUGCAACCAGUCAAAUGCCCGGUGACAGUGUGCGGUGAUAUCCACGGCCAAUUUCACGAUCUUAUGGAGUUGUUCAAGAUUGGCGGGCCCAACCCCGAUACCAACUAUCUCUUCAUGGGUGACUACGUCGACCGAGGCUACUAUUCCGUCGAGACUGUGACUCUCCUCGUCGCCCUUAAGAUUCGAUACCCACAGCGCAUCACCAUCCUCCGCGGUAACCACGAGUCCCGCCAGAUCACCCAAGUCUACGGCUUCUACGACGAGUGCCUCCGGAAAUACGGCAACGCCAAUGUGUGGAAGUAUUUCACCGAUCUCUUCGACUAUCUCCCUCUUACCGCCCUCAUCGACAACCAAAUUUUCUGCUUGCACGGCGGCCUGUCCCCCAGUAUCGACACUCUUGACAACAUCAGGGCCCUUGACAGAAUCCAGGAGGUGCCUCACGAGGGUCCCAUGUGUGACCUGCUCUGGUCCGACCCCGAUGACCGCUGCGGCUGGGGAAUCUCGCCCCGUGGCGCUGGCUACACUUUCGGCCAAGACAUCUCCGAAGCCUUCAACCACAACAACGGUCUCACGCUUAUUGCGCGUGCCCAUCAGCUUGUGAUGGAGGGCUACAACUGGUCGCAAGACAGAAACGUCGUGACCAUCUUCUCUGCACCCAACUACUGCUACAGAUGCGGUAACCAGGCGGCGAUUAUGGAAAUUGAUGAACAUCUCAAGUACACCUUCCUGCAAUUCGAUCCUUGCCCUAGAGCCGGCGAGCCAAUGGUCUCAAGACGCACACCCGACUACUUCCUCUGAUCCACCCAUCCGAUACCCCAACUGCCUACUCCAGAGCAUUCUGGAUGCUACUCGUGGACAAGAUGCGAAAGAUACAGGGGACGCACAUGCUCAACUUGCAUUGGUGCUUGGGGGGGGUCUAAUCUUGUCAGAUUACAGCCACAGCCAAGAGAACCGAUGUACUCCCAAGAAAGAGAGAUUUUGCGUUGAGCGCUAUGAUUGAGAAAGGCAGAACGGCCCAGGCAGCUCGAAUAUGAGCGCGAGCCCCUUCACCCAACGGGGCGCCCUGGUGAUAUUCUGAACUCUUUGCUCCGUCAUCGUGUUAGAUACUCAUCAUAGACCGCCGGCAACAGAAAAAGGUGUCGAUACUAAUGACAAGCUGAUGUUUUAA